AUCGCCCAAAGGAAGCCCCACACAGAGGCAGCGACUACACGUGCUGUUGAGAGUACGUUGUACACUAUAUAUGUAUAGGACUAGGGUCUGUAUUUAUACUGUUGUAUCUCUCUCUUUCUCCAUAUAUUUGUACAUUUUAGGAGACAAGUAGAGGCCGGUCCACCCUGUACCUAUAUAUGUGCAUCUUGCACACGAUCAAUGAUUAUCGAUUCGUGCAAUCUCAUUCUUCCUAACUAACAUGGUAUCAGUUUAGCAUACCGAUUCCUUUCCCACCUUCCGCACUAGCGCCGCCGCCGCGCCCUACAGCCGCCGCCUUCCUCGCGUCUCCGCCGCCGCUGUCCACUGCCGCCGCUGCGCCCUCCCCUUCCCUCGCAGCCGCCGCCUUCCUCACUGCCGCCGCUGCCUUCCUCCCCAAGUCGCCGUCGCGCCCCCCAAAACCCUAACCCUACCCCGCGCCGCCGCCACCCUAUUCCUCCCACCCGAGCCGCCGCACCCCUCCCUUGCCGCUGCUCCCAUGGCGUCCCCUCAAUCCAGCAACUCCAACCCGUUCACCGCACUCGUCCCCGACGCCACCGCCGUCCGUGAUCUUAACAUCCACACCCGUGUUCCCAUCAAGCUUGAUCAAUCCACCUCCUCGUACUACGCGUGGAAGACCUACUUCAACCUCGUCUUCCGCGAGUACCACCUCCUCGAGCACGUCGACGGGACCGUGGAUGGCGAUCUCAUGGUGGAUGAUCCGGACUGGGCGGCCAUUGAGGCCUCUCUCAUCCGGUGGUUCUACCUCACCGUCUCCUCGGAUAUCUUCCACACGGUCGACUCAGAGGAUGAUGACGCGUGUGCCGUAUGGACCAAGAUCGACAACCUCUUCACCGAUAACAAGCUUCAACGUCUUGUGUUUUUGCAACAGGAAUUUUUCGGGUGCCACCAAGACGAUUCCUCCAUCGAUGACUACUGCAUGCGUCUCAAGCGCCUUGCCGAUGAGCUCCGUGACAUCGGCGCCAAUGUGUCGGACGAGCUCAUGCUUAGCACCCUCACCGCCGGCCUCAAUGAGGACUUCGGCAACGUGGCUUCGAACCUCUCCUUGCUGCCGAACCCGACUUUCCAGUCCGUCACCGCGUAUUUACGCUUGGAGGAACGGAGGAUGAAGAAGGUCAAGGCCCGCGUCCACCACACCGCCCUCGCCGCCGGGACAUCUCGCGGGCAGCCGCAGCCCGCCCCGCCCCAACCACGCCCGCCGGCGCCACCGGGGUACUACCCCCUCCCGCCUGCUCUGCCCGCACCUCCCGCUCCUCAGCAGUAGCAGCAGGGCGGGGGCGGCGGUCGCCGCAACAGGCGCCGUGGGGGAGGAGGCGGCGGUCGCUCCCAGCAGCAGCAUCAGCAGCCCGGGUAUGGGGGGGCCCAGCGCCAACAUCAGCCCUCCCCGCCCUGGGCCGUCGGCCCCAACCCAUGGACCGGCAUGGUCCACGCUUACCACAUGCCGGUCCCACGGGCCCCGGGCAUCCUCGGGCCACACCCGACCGGGCCGCAGGCACACCUCGCCGCCACACCCUACCAGGCAGGUGGGGGCGGUCACGCCCCUGGCGGCUACGCGCCGGGCUGCUAUGCGCCAGGCUUCGCGCCGGGCGGCUAUGCGCCGGGCGGCUACGCCCCUAGUGGCUACGCGCCUCCGUCGGCGUCCUUCGGCUACACGCCGCCGUCUGCACCACCUCAGCCCGGUGGCUACCAGCUCCCUCCGGAUCCAUGGGAUCCCGCUCUGCUCGCAGCACUUCACUCGGCACUGUCUCCCUCCAAUUACGGAGGUGGCGGCGAUUGGUAUAUGGACACGGGGGCUACCGCCCACAUGACGUCGCACCCCGGACGCCCGUACACGGAUGGUGCUCCACCGAUGUGACAGCCCCGACGACUUAUACCCGGUGCACUCCACCUCCACCGCCACCGCCUCACUAGUCGCCCUCGCCGCCGGUGUCGACCUCUGGCACGCACGCCUGGGUCAUCCCAACUCCACCGUCCUUCGCCAGAUUCUCAAGAGUUUUUCAUUUUCGUGUAAUAAAUUCGAUGAGCACACUUGUCAUGCUUGCCGUCUCGGCAAGCACGUUCGUCGACCGUUUAGCGAGUCAAACACUAUCUCUUCUUUUCCGUUUCAGUUAAUCCAUAGUGAUGUUUGGACAUCUCCCGUUGAGAGCA
Messenger RNA from Triticum urartu, 2184 nucleotides. RefSeq lists its product as uncharacterized. Lineage: Eukaryota; Viridiplantae; Streptophyta; Magnoliopsida; Poales; Poaceae. The record is from RefSeq and is a predicted model, not a curated record.